Rotaria sp. Silwood1 is the source of this 426-nucleotide messenger RNA. The record is from the annotation of a GenBank genome assembly. Lineage: Eukaryota; Metazoa; Rotifera; Eurotatoria; Philodinida; Philodinidae.
AUGGGAACGUGGAUACUUGUUGCACACUAUAUUACAUAUCUUUUAUCUUUAUGUGAACACGGUGAUCUACAUUUACGUGGUGCAUGUACAAAUUUACUUGUUACAUUAAUUCAAACAACAAUUCAUCUUUUAACACUAUCAUUAUUAUCAAAUUCAUUUCAUAGUUCUUUUAUUAAUCAACGUUCACUUCUAUCAACUGAUUCACAAGAUAGUUCAAGUCAUGCAUUUACAAUCAUAAGAAUUGAAUUAUUAGAAGAUUCUAUUCAACAUAGUACAAGUUCCUGUAUUCUUGCUAAACAUUCAAAUAAUGCUAAUUUAAUGCUAAUACCAAAGCAUUCAUUAAUUAAUUCUAAUGCCAAUAAUGCUUUUGCAUUAGCGUUAAUAGUUAAUGCUAAUGCACAAGCAUUAGCAUUAUCUCAAUACUAA